Molecule: messenger RNA, 2230 nt
Organism: Saccoglossus kowalevskii
Lineage: Eukaryota; Metazoa; Hemichordata; Enteropneusta; Harrimaniidae
Source: RefSeq, a predicted model, not a curated record
CUGGCCAAGUAUAUACAGUUUGGUAUUCGGGAUUUACCGAGUGCCGAAAGCCGCGUUUUAGAAACCACCCAGCGUUUCCAGGUUAACCAACACCUUCUAUUAACAACAACUAUUAUUCUACAUCGGCCCAUAUCUACGAGGUCCCUACCCAUGAUAGAAACCGCCGUGUGUUUGGCGAUAGCAGGCUGUUUAUUCUAGAGCCACGAGAUGUAACCUGAUCAGCGGUAACCAAAUUUACAACAACACACAUUUACAAGACUUCUAGCAAAGUUCAAUAUGGCGGACGAUUUCUACAUAAAUAGAGCAUAUUAUUUUGAAUCGUCUAACCGAUUAGAACAGCCACCUCGUAAAAUAGCACUGCCAAAGAUAGCGGUUGGCCGAAAUGCAAAAAGUGCCAAAAGGUUAUGGAAAGACCAUGAACACGUGAAAAUUACGAACGCCAUCGAUAAGAUAAAGUACCAAGAAGACGACGGACCGGAACUCUACGUACCGAAAUUCCCGAGACCUUUUCGAACAAAUCCCGUGCGGAUGAUACCGAUGUAUAAAGUUCUGCAUGCGCCCUCACAGUUUGGAACACCCAGACACAACGUGAAGGAGCUAUAUGCUACUGCUACUUAUCUUACGAACGCAGUUAAAAAUGUGGAUGGAAACACCAGUUACAAGAGUCUGAAAGCGAUGCACAAAAUCCAGAAGGAGGCAUUAACUCCACGACCACAGACCGAACGCAUAGAAGUAGGGCAACGACUGAUAUGGCAGUCAGCAGACUCGGUAACCCCGUCAUACACGCCAAGAAGACUAGAACCGCUGAUCACGAGUAGAAAAUCGACAGGAGAACACACCGUACGAGCGUCGAAAGGAAAAUAUACGAAUAGCCCAAGGGAGUCUGAGAACACAUGUGAAGUGAGUAUUCAUGUACCACCGACAAGGAGACAGAAGUCAUUUUUAGAGAUAUAUGGAAAGGGAAGGUUUCCUAGCGUAGACUACGAGAAGAUCCUUCUAACUAAAGAAAACUUAUCUCAUCUGGAGCAUGAAACCGAGGGGCAAGAUGAGGAAGUUAUGAACCAUAGUGCGCGUAUUCCGAUUGGUGAAUUCGCCACAGAGACGGAAAUUGAAGGGAGCCCGCACACUGAAAAUAAUGAAGUAAUGAUAUCGGUGGACGACGAGAGCAACAAAGAAAGUCGUGAAGCUAUCACAAAUGAAGCCAGUGGUAACGAAAUACCGAGAAUUGAGAAAAGUUCAACAAAUAAAAAAAAUGAGCUGGUCAUGGAACAAGAGAAUCGGCCGGACUUGCCCAAACACGACGAAGAAACAACCCAAUCCGUCGAUAAAGAGAAAGAACGAACUAUAGUAAAACGGGACGAUGGCGACGAUAACUGUAAAGAAGAAGAAAAUGAUAUCGGAGAAAAUCCCCAUAACAACCAGACAGAAGAGGGUCCACCAACCGAAGUCGUAGAAACAAAAGAAAAUAUGCGAGCUGCGAUAAAUGAAGUUGCUGAACUUGAACAACAAGCUGAGCCCGUCGUAGAUGAAAGUUUCCGGGAGACAAAUAAAGUAACUGAGUCGAAUGAAAAAUCUGUGUCAUGCGACAAUAAUGACAAUCAUGGCGCGGAACGGAAACUAAUUAGUAGUCCUGGCGAAACGAACAGGGUAACGAAAUGCGACAUCGAAGCCGUAACGACAAUCGGACAAUCUCUGCCAGUGUCGGACAAUCAAAUGGGAAAUCUCAUUCAAGAGAGUGUCUCCAUCGACAGUGGAUUUGAAGAAAAACCAAAAUCUAAUCACGAAUCUCGAAACGUCGAUUUAUCCACUGAAAAUGCAAAUAUAGAUAAUAUUGGAGACAAGAUCGAAAAUAAACCGAAAAAUAAUCAGAGCGAAAACAACCUUGUUGUUGCACAAGACAGUGAAGUCGAAUCUGAUGACACACGCCCCAUAUCGGCGAGCAAAGUACAACAACCAAAGGAACUGAACUCUCUGAAAGACGAGGAAAAUGACGAUAUCGACGAAUCGAAUAGCACACAGCCCCAGUAAACUGUAUAUCCUGCGAAUUAAUAUAUUGUUUUCCUUAAAGCAACUAAUCAAAUAAUAACAAUAACACAAUUUUUGAAGACCGCAUACAAAACUGCGGUAUUUAAUCAUUCCGCCCGAUCGCUGUGACGAAACAUUAGCAUAAGUGUGUGGUGGAAUUUGAUUGGAUUUUAGUCAGAACUAGCGCAUGCGCAGCGAACAGUAA